GGCCGGCCGCCCGCUCGGUAUUAUGAUUAGCGCUGGCUGCGGGCACCGGGCGGCUGGGAGGGAGUCUUCAGCGCCGCGGCCGCUGCGGACCGACGGCCGUCUGCUGGCUGAGAGCCUUCCGAGAUUCUGCUUUGGCACCUCCAGCAUCUGGCCUCUGCUCAGGAGGAAGACACAACCGAGAAAACAUAGCGAUACUAAGGAUUAUUCAGUAUGCGGCUUGCAGGGUACGUCUUCGAGUUAGUACAAAUUCACCCUUAACAAUCCAUAAGCCACAUCGUAAAGUUGACAUCGAUACUCAGAAUGACUUUUAGAUGUCCAUGGCGACAUUGAAAAUGAAUUCUUUAUUUUCACCAGAUAUUCUUAUAUGAGAAGAUCCAUUUCAAAAAGUCUAAAUAUUUCUUCUUCUGUUGGACCAGCAUGGCAGGAUUCAAGAGAGGAUAUGAUGGGAAGAUUGCUGGAUUAUAUGAUCUGGAUAAAACCUUGGGUCGAGGUCAUUUUGCAGUGGUUAAACUUGCCAGGCAUGUUUUCACAGGUGAAAAGGUGGCAGUAAAAGUUAUUGACAAGACAAAGCUGGACACACUAGCCACUGGUCAUCUUUUCCAAGAAGUGAGAUGUAUGAAACUCGUGCAGCAUCCUAACAUUGUACGCCUUUACGAAGUUAUUGACACCCAGACCAAACUAUAUCUUAUUCUGGAACUUGGGGAUGGAGGCGACAUGUUUGAUUACAUAAUGAAACAUGAGGAGGGUCUAAAUGAAGACUUGGCCAAGAAAUACUUUGCUCAGAUAGUUCAUGCUAUAUCUUAUUGCCAUAAACUCCAUGUAGUUCACAGAGACUUAAAACCGGAGAAUGUGGUCUUCUUUGAAAAACAAGGUCUUGUAAAGUUGACAGACUUUGGUUUCAGCAACAAAUUUCAGCCAGGGAAGAAGCUGACCACAAGUUGUGGAUCGCUUGCGUAUUCUGCUCCGGAAAUCCUGCUCGGCGAUGAGUAUGAUGCACCCGCGGUAGAUAUAUGGAGUCUGGGAGUGAUCCUUUUCAUGUUGGUGUGUGGGCAGCCACCCUUUCAAGAAGCCAAUGACAGUGAAACAUUGACAAUGAUCAUGGAUUGCAAAUACACAGUACCAUCCCACGUGUCUAAAGAGUGUAAAGACCUGAUCACACGGAUGCUACAGAGAGAUCCCAAGCGCAGGGCCUCUCUAGAAGAGAUUGAGAACCAUCCUUGGCUCCAGGGAGUGGACCCUUCACCGGCCACAAAGUAUAACAUCCCCCUCGUGUCAUACAAAAACCUCUCGGAAGAGGAGCACAACAGCAUCAUUCAGCGCAUGGUGCUUGGGGACAUAGCGGAUCGCGAUGCCAUCGUAGAGGCCCUGGAAAUGAACAGGUAUAACCACAUCACAGCUACUUACUUCUUGCUCGCCGAGAGGAUUCUGAGAGAAAAGCAAGAGAAAGAAAUACAAACCAGAUCUGCAAGCCCUAGCAAUAUCAAGGCCCAGUUUAGGCAGUCAUGGCCAACCAAAAUCGAUGUACCCCAGGACCUGGAGGAUGACCUCACGGCCACCCCUCUGUCCCAUGCGACUGUCCCUCAGUCUCCCGCUCGUGCUACUGACAGUGUCCUCAAUGGCCACCGGAGCAAAGGCCUGUGUGACUCGGCUAAGAAAGAGGACAUCCCUGAGCUGACUGGAGCAGCGCUCUCCGCGGGGCCACCGGCAAGCUUGAAACCCACAGCCAGUGGGCGCAAGUGUCUGUUCAGGGUGGAAGAAGAUGAAGAGGAAGAUGAGGAGGACAAGAAACCCAUGUCCCUCUCAACACAGGUGGUUUUGCGCCGGAAGCCGUCUGUGACCAACCGCUUGACCUCCAGGAAGAGUGCUCCCGUCCUUAACCAGAUCUUCGAGGAAGGGGAGUCUGAUGACGAGUUCGACAUGGAUGAGAACCUGCCUCCCAAGCUGAGCCGGUUAAAAAUGAACAUCGCUUCCCCGGGCACAGUUCACAAACGCUACCACCGGAGGAAAAGCCAGGGCCGCGGCUCCAGCUGCAGCAGCUCCGAGACCAGCGACGACGAUUCCGAAAGCCGCCGGCGGCUGGACAAAGAUAGUGGCUUCACCUACUCCUGGCACCGGCGGGACAGCAGCGAGGGGCCCCCCGGCAGCGAGGGGGACGGCGGGGGCCAGAGCAAGCCCAGCAACGGCAGCGGAGGGGCGGACAGGGCCAGCCCCAGCGAGAGCAGCGCGGGCGGGGGCGGCCCCUCGGGCGGCUCGGGCGGCGCCCCCGGCAGCACGGCGGGCAGCACCCGCCGCUGCGCCGGCCCGGUGGGCUCCGUGCAGCUGGCCUCCCGCGGCGCCGGCGAGCUGGUCGAGAGCCUCAAACUCAUGGGCCUCUGCCUCGGCUCGCAGCUCCACGGCGGCGCCAAGUACAUUAUCGACCCCCAGAGCGGCCUGUCGUUCUCCAGCGUGAAGGUCCAGGAGAAGUCCACCUGGAAGAUGUGCAUCAGCUCCGCGGGCGGCGCGGGCCAGGCCCCGGCCGUGGGCGGCAUCAGGUUCUUCUCUGACCACAUGUCGGCCCCCGGCGCCGAGCUGGAGCGGAUCAAGAGCAAGAACCUGAAAAACAACGUGCUACAGCUACCUCUGUGUGAAAAGACCAUCUCUGUGAACAUCCAGCGGGGCCCCAAGGAGGGGCUGCUCUGCGCCUCCAGCCAGGCCAGCUGCUGCCACGUCAUCUGAGGGGGGCCCGCGCUCCGUCCCACUCAGAGCUGUGAAGCCCGCUCAUGUCACUGUUCCCUUUCUGUUGUACCCUUUGGCGGUGGGCGCCCGGAGCAGUUAUUUAUUACAUUGUCAUUUGUUCGCCUGACGAUGUGACAAUGCAUGGUCUUCGUGCAUGCUGCUAGACACUUCUUUUCCAGCUGAAAAGUCUAUUGUGUAAUUUUUACUUUUAUAAUUUUAAUGUGGAUGAUCCGGAUUCAAUUAAAAUGUAUAUUUGGAACCUGAUAUAAGUGGAGCACUUAGGAAUCUGAUGUUCUGCACUUACCCUAGAGAGAGAGAGAAAAUGCUUUUGUUUGGUUUGCUUGUGAGCAAUCUCAGUUCCUGUCCUGACCGUCUGUGACGCAGAGACUCCGUGCCCUGAGGCACGCUGUGGGGUGUCCGCGGCCGGCAGAACCAAGGCAGCAGUGUUGUGAUGGGCUCGGCCCGGGCACCACGGGAGGGCGGCUCAGCGCCGGCCUGUGCGGAGCCCUCUGAGAGCAGCCGGUGUCUGCACUGGGACCUUAGCACAGGAUUCGAGCCGGCCCACACCUGUUUGUCUUAAGCUCUAGCGUGGAAACAAGUUUGGGCUCUGAAAAUUUAACGAGAAAAAGAUUUUCUUGUUUUUGUAAUAGGUGAGAUGAAGUACCUAGAUUUAUAAGGCAGCUUCCCCCGUAGUGUUGCAUCAGUUACAAGCAGACAAUCUUACUUUGUAAUGUGAUGAAGUGAAUUGAUGUCUUAACUCUACUGGUAGAGUGUGUGUCUGUCGCACAGAACAGCACAGUGCUCUGUGUCAGCCCUUCCUGUGGGUGCACUCAGGGGUGCCUGUGACACCAUGUAGACAGAAGAGACAACAGGGCCUGGUAUGGGCACAGAGGCGCACACAGACGUGGGCAAAGUCUAAAUCCCAUAAAUGAAAAACAACAAAAACUUGUUGGGAUCUAUGAGCCUGGUAAUUAGUUGUCUGUUUUUUAUCUCCAUUCUUUUACAUCCUUUGACUCAGCUAUGAAGUUGGCUAAUCAAAAAAACACAUAAAAGGGUAAAAUUCACACAUUAAGAAAAAAACACAAAGGUUGCUUUUUUGUCCUUCUUUUCUUUUUUUGCUGUUUUUCAUGUUGCCUUCCUGCCAAAAUAAUAAAGACCUCUUUAAACUCUUCCUGUACAAAGACUGCUUUUGACCAGAUAGUCAUCUUUUGUGGCAUUUUAUCUUCUUAGGACACACUAUAUUGCAGAUUGCUAAUUGUGCAAGGGGCCAGAUGCUACUUUUUCGUGCUGUGCCCUGGGGGUCUUAAUGCUUAGUGACAUCGGUGCUAGGGCAAAGGCCCCACCAGUGGCUGGGACCUGGGGCCUUCCCACCCCUCACCUGUCAUGGCUCUGAAGUGAUAGACUGAGUUGCACCUGGUCACGUGAUUUGUGGAGUGGGCAGAGCACCAAAGAACUGCAUUACGUCGGCCGUGGUCCCUUCAAGUACACGCUGACUCUGCUAACUUUAGGAGGAAUAUAUUUUAUUCAGAACUCUGAAUUUCACAGUAUACUGACUAAACUAAGUAAAAAUGAUACUUAAAAACACUUCCUUUACUUUCUAGACCUAGGCUAGAUAUGUUUUAAGCUACAGCUCUAGUUCAUUGUGAUAUUUAUCUAAGAACAGAUGUGUGGGUGAAGCCAUAGAACAUAUUUGCUUGAAAUUCUUGAGCAGGGAACUUACAAAGGGCCAGAAAUAAGAUGUGUGGUUCACACAGAUAGUGAGCGUAACAUCUGUAUUAAACGUAGGAGAGAAGUUUAUAAAGGGCAUUGGCAAUAAAUUCUUUGUUGCAGCUGUUCUCCAAGUAAUGUAAAUACUUUUCCUGUGAUUAUGUAUAGCCUUGGAAUGGCACCUUUUAACUAACCCUUACGUGUUUGGUUUUCAAUGGUUUUUUAUAUUCAGAUGUAUAUAUGGUGCUCACUUUAGGCUCAGCAGUGUUGACCAUUUAUGCUGCAUAGCUGUAUUAUAGCCUUAUUAGUUGUGUGUGGUUGGUUGACCCUCUGGGUACACAAAUGUUAGUCCGAGUGAUGUCUUAUUCAUUUGUUCAUAAGUGAAUGGUUGUGCAUGUGUUGUAUGUCAUAGUAUGUUGUCACGUAAACGGGAAGGAGCGAAUAACCAUUACAGUAAGAUAAUAUUGGACCAAACUACUUACUUGCUCUAAACAGUUUCUUGUACCCCUUUACCUGUCUUCAAAAGUUGCAUAUAGUUACAGUAGUGUAUAAAUUAAGUAUUGUGGAAAAGCAGUUAGUCUUGUAUUUUUCUGUAUGUGUGUAUAUAUAAUUAUGUACUUCUGGCAAUUCUAUCUGUAUUUAAAGAUGUGACAAUCUUGACACCGAUUUUAAGAAUAGUGGUGAGACUGAAAUGAAUUAAAGGUAUCCCUACCAAGUAAGAAUUGACGUGUGUUAAGAGGGUACAGAAUUAUCAGCCGAUUUGGUCAGUUGCUUCCAAUGCCGGUUGAUUUUCCUCAUUGUGUAAACAUUGACAGGUAUGUGACAAAUGAGAAAAAAAAAAUCCAAAUAAUAAAGUGGCAUAUUGGUGUUCAGCAAUAUAAA
Molecule: messenger RNA, 5304 nt
Organism: Loxodonta africana (African savanna elephant)
Lineage: Eukaryota; Metazoa; Chordata; Mammalia; Proboscidea; Elephantidae
Gene: SNRK
Product: SNF related kinase
Exons: 8
Coding region: 418-2715 (765 amino acids)
Biological process (GO): intracellular signal transduction; protein phosphorylation
Cellular component (GO): cytoplasm
Molecular function (GO): protein serine/threonine kinase activity; ATP binding
Source: RefSeq, a predicted model, not a curated record